AUGGAGACGAAAGAUUUCGAAUUCCGACCAACGAAGGAGGGAGCACGUUCAAAAAGCCCCGGUGUCAUUGGUCGUCUCAGUAAUUUCGCCCGUUCCAAGACACGUCAUUCGCUGAACGAGAAGACCUCCAAUUCUACCACUUUCAACGAAAAACCAAAGAAGGAUCUCCAUCGUGAAUUCCAGAGAUGUCGCGACAACAACGAUCUUCGGCUUGAUCUCAGUUCCAAUGAUAUCACGUCUAUACCGUCCUCGAUCAGGGAUCUUACACAGUUGACUGAACUGUUUUUGUAUAAAAACAAGCUUACCCAAUUACCGUCGGAAUUGGGAAAUUUGGUUUCUCUGCGAAAAUUAGGCUUGAGUGAAAAUGCUCUUUGCUCAUUACCCGACUCACUUGCUUCUCUUACGCAGUUAGAAACCUUAGAUCUACGACAUAACAAGCUUACAGAGAUACCUUCCGUAAUUUAUCGGAUCACCUCUCUCGAAACACUUUGGUUGCGGUACAAUAGGAUCACGUCGAUUGGAGAGGAAAUUGGAAAUCUGUCCAAGUAUGUCUGCUGA
Messenger RNA from Ostertagia ostertagi, 558 nucleotides. The record is from the annotation of a GenBank genome assembly. Lineage: Eukaryota; Metazoa; Nematoda; Chromadorea; Rhabditida; Trichostrongylidae.